This is a messenger RNA of Mucor velutinosus, 507 nucleotides long. RefSeq lists its product as uncharacterized. The coding region runs from base 1 to 507 and encodes 168 amino acids. The transcript has 2 exons. Lineage: Eukaryota; Fungi; Mucoromycota; Mucoromycetes; Mucorales; Mucoraceae. The record is from RefSeq and is a predicted model, not a curated record.
AUGGAUUUUGUUUUCAUUGACAAGAAAACUGAGCUGGAAAUUGGGUGCGGCGAGGGUGCUUUGGUUGGAGGGGUUAACACUACCAAGCAGUUGUACGAUGCGAAAUUCAAAAUGCCAAAGGUAUUGAGAGAUAUGAUCAUCAAACUAGUAUCUCGAUCGCCUGCUUUAAAAAAGGAUUUGCAUGUGUGUGGUUUUUAUGUUGCAGAAACUGAUUUGCAAUUAUUUAUUUUGGAUUGCCCAUCAACUUAUGUUACUAGACUGGAUGCCAUGAAAGAAAUGCAUUAUCCAAAAUCUGAAGGCCAGAUUCAUCGUCAAUUGUCUGCUGUGUUGAGGAACAUCAUUGGUCUCAGAAUUAUAAUGGAAAACACAGUGUAUGCAUUGGAUCAUGAUACAACAGACAUUACCAUUGGCCGAGAUAAUGAUGAAGCUAUGAUACCUUGUUUUAUUCCCUCUAGUCCUGAAAAGAAAAAGCGCAAAUUUUCUGUUGCAACAUCAAUAAAUUCGUAA